AUGAGCACAGUGCAGGCAGUACUUAUCGUAGCCCUCUUUGGUUUUGCCGCCUGCGGCAGACUAGACAGUCAGUACCUUCCGCCAAACCAAGCAGCCAAUCAGUACCAAGGUGGUGCUCCAGGCGGAUACUCAGGCGGAGCAGGCGCUCCAAACGCCUACUCCGGUGGAGGUGGCGGUGGUGGACAGUUCCAGAAGAACGCCAACAACGACAUCCCCAUCCUCAGACUAGACAGCCAAAACGAAGGAGACGGUAACUACCAAUACGCUUUCGAAACGGGCAAUGGCAUCCAGGCUCAGCAACAAGGAAACGCCCAAGACGGUAGCCAAAUCCAGGGAUCAUACUCUUACACAUCCCCUGAAGGUGAACAGAUCCAGAUCAGCUACCAAGCUGACGGCAACGGCUACCAACCUCAAGGAUCUCACAUCCCCACUCCUCCCCCAAUUCCACAGGAAAUCCAAAAGGCAAUUGAACAAAAUUUGGCUGACGAAGCUAGAGGCGUAGUGGACGAUGGUCAAUACAAGCCAGAAUACGAUGGAGGUGCGGGUAGUGGAGGUCAGGGAGGUGCUGGAGGUUACCGUCAACAAGGUGGAUACCAACAAGGCGGUAACGGAUACCAAGGAGCUAACAGCAAUCAAUACAUCCCACCCAGCUCAGGACAGAGGCAAGGAGGUUACAAAUAUUAGGUUAAGAUAAUUGUUAUUAUUUAAGAAACGAAUAAAUGUGAUAAACCCAA
Molecule: messenger RNA, 734 nt
Organism: Sitophilus oryzae (rice weevil)
Lineage: Eukaryota; Metazoa; Arthropoda; Insecta; Coleoptera; Curculionidae
Gene: Cpr11B
Product: pupal cuticle protein 20
Exons: 5
Coding region: 1-684 (227 amino acids)
Cellular component (GO): chitin-based extracellular matrix
Molecular function (GO): structural constituent of chitin-based larval cuticle
Source: RefSeq, a predicted model, not a curated record